Didymodactylos carnosus is the source of this 499-nucleotide messenger RNA. The record is from the annotation of a GenBank genome assembly. Lineage: Eukaryota; Metazoa; Rotifera; Eurotatoria; Philodinida; Philodinidae.
UUCAAAAAUUGGUCUCAUAUCGCAAGAGCCUACUCUGUUCGAUAUGACUAUUCAAGAAAAUAUUGCUUAUGGUGAUCAUAGUCGUCAAAUACCAAUGACAGAAAUAAUUGAAGCAGCGAAGAAAGCGAACAUCCAUGAUUUUAUUCGAUUAUUACCACAAGUAAGUACGCUACGUUGUUUCUUUAAAUUAUGCAAUGGACAAGUUCAAGAAUUGAUGCGUUCUUUAGCAACAACUCUUUUCCAUGCAGAUUCUAUCAUGGUUAAAGUUAACAUCUAAAAAGACAGAUUGUUAUGAGUUAUCCGUCACGUGCACGUUGUUUUCGAAUAUGAAAUUACAAUAUGUAAAGAUCAAAUCCAUCGUCGGAGUGAACUCAUUAUGGAUCUCUGAAAGUUCCUAUUCCUAUUCUGUGCUUGCAGGGCUGACGUUCACGGUUGCAAAUAGGAGCAGAACGUUAGGGGGGAUGUCAAACAAAAGUUCGAAAAAACGGACCUAAUCUUU